Onychomys torridus (southern grasshopper mouse) is the source of this 918-nucleotide messenger RNA. RefSeq names its product vomeronasal type-1 receptor 2-like. The record is from RefSeq and is a predicted model, not a curated record. The transcript has a single exon. Gene Ontology annotation, cellular component: membrane. Gene Ontology annotation, biological process: G protein-coupled receptor signaling pathway. Gene Ontology annotation, molecular function: pheromone receptor activity. Lineage: Eukaryota; Metazoa; Chordata; Mammalia; Rodentia; Cricetidae. The coding region runs from base 1 to 918 and encodes 305 amino acids.
AUGGAUUUAUGGAAUCUGCCAAUUAGAAUUAUUUUCUUAUUACAAACUACCACUGGAAUUGUGGGAAAUCUCUCUCUUAUGUUCUAUCUAGUCCUUUACUACAGAGAAUGCAAACUAAAGCCUUCAGAUUUGAUACUCAUGCACCUAAUGGCAUCCAAUGCCUUGGUCAUUCUCUCUGCAGGAGUGCCCCACACAAUGGCAGUUUGGGGAAUGAAGCAAUUUGUGAAUAACUUCGGAUGCCAGCUCCUAUUGUACAUUCAAAGAUUUGGGCGAAGUGUGUCCAUUGGCACCACUUGCCUCCUUAGUGUCUUCCAAGCCAUUACCAUCAAUCCACGGGGAUUCUGUUGCAAAGAUCAUAAAUUCAAAGCUGCAAAGUACAUUGGCUGCUCUAUUGACCUUCUCUGGGUCUUUUACAUGUUGAUAAAUUUCAUUUUCAUUGUGUAUCCUUUCAUUGAAAUGAACAGCAAAAAUGUGACAAGAAAACGCGAUUUUGGAUACUGCUCAAUUGUAGGGAGUGAUGAAGUCAGUGGCUCACUCUAUGUAGCAUUGCUUGUGUGUCCUGAAAUCCUCUUUUCUAUGAUGAUCAUCUGGUCCAGCAGCUCUAUGAUUGUCAUUCUGUAUAGACACAAGCAAAGUGUCCAACACAUCCGCAGCAAUAGUGGUUCUAGCAGAACCUCUCCUGAAUCCAGAGCUACUCAGAACAUCCUGGCAUUGGUAGCUACCUUUCUGUUUUUUUAUACCCUCUCCUCCAUCUUACGAGCCUGCAUUGCUUUUUUGUAUAAUCAAAAUUGGUGGCUUGUGAACAUCACUCGCUUCACUUCUUUAUGUUUUCCAUCUUUUGGACCCUUUGUUCUUAUGAAAUAUUAUUCCAUUCUGUCCAGAUUCAGUUUGGUGUGGAUGAGGAAUAAAACCUCUUAA